AUGCGUCUUCCCCAACUCACCGUCUGGCUGGCAGCCACAGCCGCCUCCUCGGUCCUCGCCCAGUCCCCUGCGCCGCCCGUCUUCACCGACACUGGCGACUCGGCCCUGGCCUUUGACCUGUCCCAGGUGACGCUCAACCCGGGCCGUUUCCGCGACAACCAGGACCGGACCCUGACCUACAUCAAGUUCGUCGACCUCGACCGGCUCCUCUACAACUUCCGAGCCAACCACGGCCUGUCCACCAACGGCGCCCAGGCCAACGGCGGCUGGGACGCGCCCAGCUUCCCCUUCCGCACACACAUCCAGGGCCAUUUCCUCACGGCCUGGGCCAACUGCUGGGCCGUGCUCAAGGACGAAGAGUGCCGCGGCCGGGCCGAGCGGUUCGUCGAGGAGCUGGCCAAGUGCCAGGACAACAACGCCGCGGCCGGCUUCCAGGCCGGCUACCUCUCGGGCUUCCCCGAGUCCGACAUCACGGCCGUCGAGCAGCGCACGCUCAGCAACGGCAACGUGCCCUACUACGCCAUCCACAAGACCAUGGCCGGCCUGCUGGACGUGUGGCGGAACGUGGGCAGCACCAAGGCCAGGGACGUGCUGCUCAAGAUGGCCGGCUGGGUGGACGCGCGGACCGCGCUCCUGUCGUACGCGCAGAUGCAGAGCAUGAUGGGCACCGAGUUCGGCGGCAUGAGCGAGGUCCUGGCCGACGUCUUCCACCAGACGGGCGACGAGCGCUGGCUGACGGCGGCGCGGAGGUUCGACCACGCCGCCGUGCUGGACCCGCUCGCGCGCAGCCAGGACGCCCUCGACGGCCUGCACGCCAACACGCAGGUGCCCAAGUGGAUCGGCGCCGCGCGCGAGUACAAGGCCACCAAGGACCAGCGGUACCUGGACAUUGCGCGCAACGCCUGGGACUUCACCGUCGAGGCCCACACCUACGCCAUCGGCGGCAACAGCCAGGCCGAGCACUUUCGCCCGCCAAACGCCAUCGCCGGCUACCUGACCCGGGACACGGCCGAGGCCUGCAACACGUACAACAUGCUCAAGCUGACCCGGGAGCUCUUCAUGCACGACGCCGCCCCGGCCAUGAACGACACGGCCAAGUUUGACUUUUACGAGCGCGCCCUGCUCAACCACCUGCUGGGCCAGCAGGACCCGGCCGACGCCCACGGCCACGUCACCUACUUCACCCCGCUCAACGCCGGCGGCCGGAGGGGCGUCGGCCCGGCCUGGGGCGGCGGCACCUGGAGCACCGACUACGAGAGCUUCUGGUGCUGCCAGGGGACCGGCAUCGAGACCAACACGAAGCUGAUGGACAGCAUCUACUUCCGGAGCCGCGACAACACCACCCUGUACGUGAACCUGUUCAUCCCCUCGGCCGUGCGGUGGCAGGAGAGGGACGGCGUCGUCGUGACGCAGCAGACCGAGUUCCCGCUCGGCGACACCACCACCCUGACCCUGUCGGGCGCCGCCGGCGGCCGCUGGACCCUGUCGGUGCGGAUCCCCAGCUGGGUCGCCGGCAGCGCCGAGGUCCGCGUGAACGGGCAGAACGCCGCGGCCGACGUGCGGACGACCCCUGGUGGUUAUGCCGCCAUCACGCGCGAGUGGUCCGUCGGCGACAAGGUGACCGUUCGGUUGCCCAUGAAGCUGCACACCGUCCCGGCCAACGACGACCCGAGCCUCGUGGCCUUGGCCUAUGGCCCCGCCAUUCUCUCUGGCAGGUAUGGCGACCAGAGCCUGAACCAGAUCCCGACCUUGGAUCUUGGGAGCGUGAAGAGCACAGGGAAGCCUCUGGAGUUUGCGGCCAAGGAUGGCAAUGGGACCCAUGUCAACCUGGGGCCGUUUUAUGAUGCCCAUGGCAUCAACUACAACGUGUACUGGCGGGCUAAAGGGGCCUUGCCGACUGUCUGA
This is a messenger RNA of Pyricularia pennisetigena, 1905 nucleotides long. RefSeq lists its product as uncharacterized. The record is from RefSeq and is a predicted model, not a curated record. NCBI's taxonomy places the organism in Eukaryota, Fungi, Ascomycota, Sordariomycetes, Magnaporthales, Pyriculariaceae. Bases 1 to 1905 code for a protein of 634 amino acids. Gene Ontology annotation, biological process: carbohydrate metabolic process. The transcript has a single exon.